Camellia sinensis is the source of this 586-nucleotide messenger RNA. The record is from RefSeq and is a predicted model, not a curated record. NCBI's taxonomy places the organism in Eukaryota, Viridiplantae, Streptophyta, Magnoliopsida, Ericales, Theaceae.
UUUGUCGGCCGUAAAUCGAAUAGGGAAGGCGGCUGACUCCGCCAGGACGAACCGGCUCGGCCCUAUACAGGCCUUAACAAAGGGUUCUCUCAACUUUUUCAGAGAGAACAAGCCAAAAAAAUAAAAAUAAAAAUAAAAAUCCCAGUUUGGGGCCAAACUCAACUCAACAGAAUAGAAGAAUCUCAGAGUUUUAGGUAUUCUGAUUGAUAGAUAGAAUAGAAAGAACAUGCAGAGUUUUUGAGUGAAUAAAUAAGUAAGCAUAUCAAUGGGGAGACAGAAAGGAGAUGGAAACAGAAGCAAGGCACGUCCCUCCAGCAGCAGUCUGGCUGCUUCGCUCGUGCCGUCGGGUUCUACAGCCGUUGGAUUCGGGGGUUUUGUGGGUAGUUCGCGGGUCGAUUCGGCUCUCUCAACCGAUGAUUCUGUCCCCUUUUUGGAUAUUGAUGGUGAAGUUGCACAGCACUUGAAGAGGCUUGCCAGGAAGGAUCCAACCACCAAGGUAACAGUACAGUUACAUGUAAUGAUUAUUAUUAUUAUUUUUGUAUCAACUUUUGUAGAAGUUUGGUUAGUAACUUCUUUCGAAACCUAA